GAAGUGUGUUUGUGCGUGUUUUGUGCUGGGCUGCGGUUCCGUGUUCCCCCACGGCUCUCCGUGCGUGUUCGGCCGCGGGAUGAAGAUGAUCUGAAGGACCGUGUUUACCGAUCCGGCCCGCCGCUCGCUGUCCCGUGAGUAUUUACCGACCCGACCCGCCGCUCGCUGUCCCGGGUCAAGAGGUCGUCUGAAGGUCGUCGGGGUCAGCGCUGCACUUGAAGAAUGAGCCUCACUAGAACUCGUCUGCACUGGAAUGGACUGUGGCAAAGAUGUGUGUUGCCAUGGUAAUUAUUCACACUAAAACACUGGAGAAGAAGGCCGUCGAUGAUGUAAGCAUCAGAGCGUCUCUGCCGCCGCAUGAGCCUUCAGCCAUGAGCCGGGCCCUCCUCUCCUGUGGAAUCAUGGAGUCGGGCCGGUGGCCGCAGGGCGGUGUGUGUGGCUCCAGCCUGGAGAGCCUGUGGGACGGUGUGUGUGAGACGAGCGGUUUGCUGCGCGAUCUGAGUCUGAGCGAAGCCUCUUCUGCUAGCAGCGCCGCGCCGCCGAGCAAACGCCAGUGCCGCUCGCUGUCCUGCUCCGAGGACCUGGGCGGCCGGUCGCCGUGGCAACCGCAGGGGUCGCGGGUGUGGACGGCGGUGGAGAAGCGCAGAUGCUACAGCGGAGGAAGCGUUCAGCGCCCGGCCUUCGCUCCGCCAGGGUUUCCCAGCAUGCACCGCAGCUCCAGCUUCAGUCUCUCCGAACCCUUGGGCUUCCCUUCCCAGAUCUGCUCUCCCGGAUCUCCCGGGUCCACGCCGGAGCCGCGCCGCAGGCAGGGGUUGAGCCGCUCCCGAUCGCAGCCCUGCGUUCACAACGAGAAGAAGAGCGGAGUCAAGCGCAGGAGACCCGCGGACUCACACACACACAGGCCUUCACUCGACCUGCUCAAGAUGACCCAGAAGCUGCCGGACUUCCACAGUCUCCGCUGUCCAGGAUUAUCCGCCGACGACCAAACGCUCCACGGUGAUGUCAGGCCUGAUCGGCCAAUCAGCACAGAGGACUCCCUCAUCAGCCAAUCAGAGGCCAGCUGGGCAGGGUCGAAGGAGCUGUGGGCGGGGCUGUGCAGCCGGAAGGGGCGGGACUUAUUCCCGCUGGGCGGAGAACUGGACAUUGAGCAGAUCGAGAGGAACUGAGGAUUCUGGGGGAUUAUUAUGGGAUGGGCCUUCAGUAAGUGCAGGAGCACAUGUUAUCGACUCAGGGUGGAGGACGUCACGACGGAUUCCGACAACAUUAGAACACACACACACACACACGCGUGAAAGGGCUUCAGAUGUGUAACAGUAGUAAUAUCAGGUAAUGUGUUCCUCACUGGUGAAUAAAGCUAUAGAUCUGUGUUUGUACGUUGAGCUGCAGAUCGAGUCUCUAAUAAACGGCUGGAUGGGUUUGUAA
Molecule: messenger RNA, 1422 nt
Organism: Pimephales promelas (fathead minnow)
Lineage: Eukaryota; Metazoa; Chordata; Actinopteri; Cypriniformes; Leuciscidae
Gene: fam53b
Product: family with sequence similarity 53 member B
Biological process (GO): protein import into nucleus; positive regulation of canonical Wnt signaling pathway
Cellular component (GO): nucleus
Source: RefSeq, a predicted model, not a curated record